AUGGAACCGCCAUUACCGAGUUUAAGACUAUUUCUUUUGUGCUUCGUCUUCUUCUUCAUCUCUGCUUUCAUCUUAGUUGACUCACAAUCACAAUCACAAGAUCCAUCCAUUUCUCCUCCUCCGCCGCCGCCGCUAUCAUUAACUCCAACUCCGCCACCUCCUCCGGUGAGAGUCGGGAUCAACAAGGCGAUUCACGAGAAGCAUCAUCACCGGAGAAGAAAAUGGAGACAUAGAAAGAACCAAAACCAUCCACGGCCACGGAAGCAGAGGCUCAACACUGGAAAGACGGUGGGGCUUUUCUUCGCCGGUGUAGCGGCAGCUUUGCAAGUAGUAGUCGCUGCUUUCCUGCUCUUCAAAAGACGACAGCUUCUUCUCCGUAAGAUCAAUGAUACACACUGA
Microthlaspi erraticum is the source of this 399-nucleotide messenger RNA. The record is from the annotation of a GenBank genome assembly. Lineage: Eukaryota; Viridiplantae; Streptophyta; Magnoliopsida; Brassicales; Brassicaceae.